Messenger RNA from Paramuricea clavata, 2064 nucleotides. The record is from the annotation of a GenBank genome assembly. NCBI's taxonomy places the organism in Eukaryota, Metazoa, Cnidaria, Anthozoa, Malacalcyonacea, Plexauridae.
AUGCUACUCGACUGUGAUGAUAUCGACCAAUGUUGGGAAAAAUGGAAAGAUGUAUUUCUUACUACCGCUGAAAUGUUUAUCCCAAAAUGUAAGGUUAGAGAUGCAAAGGCACCAAAAUGGAUAGAUGGAGAUGUUAUCAAUCUCUCUAAGUGUAAGAACAGAAUGUGGAAAAAAGCUAAAAAAUCUAACUUAACAAGUGAUUGGGAAAAUUACAGAACUAUUCGUAAACAGCUAAAAACGUUGACUAAAAAGAAAUAUCGUGAACAUCUCGCAACUAUGCAGGAUGAGUUAAAGGAUAAUCCUAGUAAGUUUUGGUCAUUUUACAGAGCCACAACAAAAACAGCCAGGAUACCAAAAAUUGUUCAUCUCAGUGGGGAGAAAGCCUCAACGCCUUCUGCUAAAGCGGACAUGUUCAACAAAUUUUUUGCGUCCGUUUUUCAAAAAUCUGACCAUGGAACAGAGAUAAAUCAUGAUGUGUUUCAUCCUCGAGUUGACGAAUUGCAUAAUUUACAUGUUACUGUUGAAGAUAUCUUGUCUGUAUUGAAGGCCAUUAAUCCUUCAAAAGCUAGUGGACCUGAUCAAAUUCCUGGACGGAUUUUAAAAGAAUGUGCAAAUGAGAUUGCCCCUUCACUUACACAAAUAAUAAAUCUUUCCCUUCGAAUAGGAAUGUUACCAAAGGAAUGGAAAUGGGCAAAUGUUGUGCCAGUUUUCAAAAAGGGUGAUGUUGAAAACGUGACAAAUUAUAGACCUAUCUCUUUGCUAAGUGUAGUGGAAAAAGUAGUGGAACGUUGUGUAUUUGAUAAGUUUUUCCCAUUCAUAGCCAGUCGUGUAUACCAUCUUCAACACGGAUUUAUGAAAGGCCGCUCUACGGUUACCCAACUACUUGAAAUUGUUCACCUUUUAACAAAAUCAAUUGAUGAAAAGGGACAAACGGAUAUUGCAUUCCUUGAUUUUUCAAAGGCUUUUGACUCUGUGUCUCAUUUGUCAAUGAUGGAUAAGCUAUACGCGGCGGGCAUCAGAGGCUCUUUGCUUAAAUGGUUUGGAAGUUACCUACAUGACAGGAAGCAGCGAGUAGUACUUGACGGCAAAUGUUCCGAAUGGCUUGAUGUCACCAGUGGGGUUCCACAAGGCUCUAUUUUGGGACCAGCUCUUUUUGUUCUGUUCAUUAAUGACAUGCCUGAUGUUAUUUCAGAAUCAGGAACGCUCGCAUUGUUUGCUGAUGAUGCGAAGUGUCUACGUACAAUCAAUUCAGACGCCGAUUGCGUGGCUUUACAAAGGGACUUAAAUAAUUUAACUACUUGGAGUGCAGAAUGGAAAUUACCAUUUAACAUUGACAAGUGUACCAUCUCUACAGUAACAACGAAACGCAACCCUGUUUCUUUUAUUUAUGAAAUAGCUAAUUGCGUUAUCAAGAGAGUAAACGAACAGAGAGAUCUUGGAGUCCAUAUAACUAGUAAUGCUACAUUUAAUGAACAUAUAUAUAUUCAGAUAAAUAAAGCGAACAAGAUGCUGGGCUUUAUUAGACGUACAGUUUCGAGGGAAAAGUGCUUAUUACCUACAAUGAAAUCACUGUACUGCGCACUGGUAAGGAGUAACUUAGAGUAUGCUUCUGAGGUUUGGAGCCCAAAAUCAAUCACAUUAAUUAAGAAAAUCGAAAGGGUUCAACGCCGAGCAACACGGAUCUUGUUGCCUGAAUUGGAAUAUGUGGAACGUCUCCAACAGUUUGAUGUUCCUCCUCUUUUACACCGUCGAGAGUUGAAGGAUUUAACCACCUUUUACAGGAUGAAACAAGGUUUAUAUAACUGUAAUGUUGACUCCUACGUUGAAUUCUGCUCAGACACAAGAUUACGAUCAACUGCCCAGGGGAAAUUGAAAACCCCUAAAUGCAGAACAGAACAUUUUAGGGCAACUUAUUUUAAUAGAAUAACGUAUUUAUGGAAUAAUCUACCUGAACAAAUUCGAACUUUCAAUGGUAGUGUGGCCAUAUUUAAGCGUUCUUGUAGAGAGUAUUACAAAACUAUACCGUAUGAUCCUGACCGACCUCGCGUUACUUGGGAUCCAUGA